Messenger RNA from Seriola aureovittata, 3564 nucleotides. RefSeq names its product lutropin-choriogonadotropic hormone receptor-like. Gene Ontology annotation, molecular function: follicle-stimulating hormone receptor activity; luteinizing hormone receptor activity. Lineage: Eukaryota; Metazoa; Chordata; Actinopteri; Carangiformes; Carangidae. Gene Ontology annotation, cellular component: membrane. Gene Ontology annotation, biological process: follicle-stimulating hormone signaling pathway; male gonad development. The record is from RefSeq and is a predicted model, not a curated record.
UUGUCAUUACAGCGUAUUGAGUGUAGAUUGAUGAAGGGAGUUUUAGGGUAAGGCGGCAACAAAACAAAAUUUGAAAAAGUUGUGCUCUUAGUGGCCACAGUGAAAGAGGCCACUAAGAGCACAGCAAGAAGCACAACUGAAUAAAGUUACCCUGUACAACAGAGUCAACAAAAAAAACAAAACAAGCCACAACCAAUGUAUAAGGCUCCAUCUCGCUAAAGCCAGACCAGUUUUUGGCUCCACGGUCGGACGGGGAAAGAAAUUCAGCCUGGGACUUAUCCUUUAGGACCGGCCUCACGAUAGUCCGCCAUGACCGGUCUUCCUGUAUCCGUCUCAUCUCCUUCUUUGGCAGAGGCCUUUUCAGAUGCAGUGGAGGAAAUUCUUGAAGGUCGCUUUCACCUGAAACACUGCACUGUGCCAUCUCACCUGUGGGCGGUCCCACGCUCACAUGCACUCACGCGCACAUGUACAUGCAUUGAUGUGCACGCUCUGCCAGACCGCCUACCAAAACAUAAAACAGAGAAACUCAGAUUACAACACAUAGAGAGGGGUGUGACCUCUGCUCAGGACACCAUUACUCCACUAUAUAACACACAAGAUAGUUAUUUUCUGCUACAUUAUUGUUUAAAAUCUCACAUACAAAACUUUUAAAUAGUAGGAAGAGCACAUCCUUAAAUGUAAAAAUGUACAGCAUGCAAUGGUAAAUGGUCAGGAAAAAAAAGGAGCAAACCCAUUGUUACGGUCCUUUAACAAUUAAAACAGGGGAAUUAAUUGUUAUUUUUAUGUUUUAAUGAUGGAGCUAAUAAGUAGCCUACUACAAGAUUUAACCCUCAAAGCUAUCAAACACAAAAUAGCACCACCAUAAUUGUGAAUGCAAAAAAAAAAGUUAGUCUCCACCCUUGGAAAGUGAUUUAUUACACACAAAAGUGAGUGACAGCGUGACUUCACCACAUCACUUUUAACACCAGAGCUUUCAUGAUCUCCACCCACUAAACGUCACACCUCUGGGGCUCAGCUGUCAAAGGCAAUUCCGCCUGUGUUUCACUGUGUUAGAUCUCCCGAACAGAGAGCAGAGUCGCAAUUACGGCAGCACGUGAAGGCAGCACUGCGCAGGUGGGGGGGAAAAAAAGCCCAUGACAUUAUUUAGCCUUUUGCCUUUGGCUUAGCAUGUGUUUCCCAGAGUAGUUUUUUUUUUUUUUUUUUAUCUUCAACUUUGAGGAGACUCCGAGUUUUUUUUUCUUUAUAUACUUAUUUUAAUUCCGUAGUGAGUGGCCCGGUGUCACACAUGGCUCCCCAGGCGGUCUGGCUCCUGGUCGCGCUGUCCGGUGUUCUGAAUGUGCGCUCCUGCUGGGCUUAUACCUGUCCGGCCAUCUGCCGCUGCAGCGCCGACACUUUUCAGUGCAGCAGAGACACUCAGCUGGCCUCUCGGGCAGGGACAACAUCCGUGUCUCGACUAAGGCUCACUCAUCUUCCCUUGAAAGAAGUCCCCACUCAUGCCUUCAAGGAGCUGAUCAACAUCACAAUAAUUGAGAUUUCCCAGAGCGACUGCAUCACACAGAUACAGAGACAUGCCUUCCUCUCCCUCCACAGCCUGGCGCAAAUUUCCGUGCAGAAUAUCAACAGUCUGAGGGCUAUUGAAAAAGGGGCCUUCACCGACCUGCCCAGACUGGAAUAUUUGAGCAUCACUAACACAGGAAUGGUAAACUUCCCAGACUUCACAACUAUCUCUUCCUUGGCACCAAAUGUUAUCCUAGAAAUGGCAGACAACAUGAGGAUCGACUUCAUUCCUGCCAAUUCUUUCCAGGGUAUCGCAGAGGAGUUUGUUGACAUGAACCUCUUUAGAAACGGCUUCAAGGAAAUUAAAUCUCAUGCAUUCAAUGGAACCAAGCUCAACACACUAAUUUUGAGAGACAACAAGUAUCUCAGUUACAUUCAAGAAGAUGCUUUUGAAGGAGCCACAGGUCCGAGUUCUCUGGAUGUUUCCUCCACAGCUCUGAGUUCCCUCCCACCUAAAGGGUUGAGGCAGGUGCGGUUCCUGAAAGCCAGCUCUGCCUUUGCUCUGAAGAGCCUCCCUCCUCUGGAAAGCCUGGCUGAACUGGUGGAAGCCGAGCUCACGUACCCCAGCCACUGCUGUGCCUUCCACACGUGGCGUCGAAAACAAAGGGAAAGUGCCUUAAAGAACUUCACAAAGUUUUGUGAUCUCAGCGAAACAGAAACAGAGCCCAGUGCAGACAGCCUGAAUCUUAUUGAUGACAUCAACUUUCAGUACCCAGACCUGGAAUUUGAUUGUCUUAAAAGCCCCUUCGUCAAGUGCACCCCAGAGCCAGAUGCUUUUAACCCCUGUGAGGACCUGCUGGGCUUUCCCUUCCUGCGCUGUCUCACCUGGAUAAUUACAGCUUUCGCUGUAACCGGUAACCUGGCUGUUCUGGUUAUCCUGCUCAUAAGCCACCAUAAGCUAACCAUCUCCAGAUUCCUCAUGUGUAACCUUGCUUUUGCUGACCUGUGCAUGGGGCUCUACCUGAUGCUCAUUGCCUUCAUGGACCACUACUCCCGUCACGAGUACUACAACCACGCCACGGACUGGCAGACUGGGCCCGGGUGUGGCAUAGCAGGGUUUUUGACAGUGUUUGCCAGUGAGCUAUCAGUUUACACACUGACUGUGAUUAGCCUUGAACGCUGGCACACCAUCACCAAUGCCAUGCAUGUCAACAAGAGACUGCGGAUGCACCAUGUGGCAGCCAUCAUGGGGGCAGGCUGGGGCUUCUCUCUGCUGGUUGCCCUGCUCCCUCUUGUGGGGGUCAGCAGUUACAGCAAAGUGAGCAUCUGUCUGCCCAUGGACAUCAACACACUGGGCUCCCAGGUUUACGUGGUGGCUGUGCUCAUUCUCAAUGUUGUCGCUUUCAUUGUGGUCUGUUACUGUUACAUAUGCAUUUACCUGAGUGUUCACAACCCAGAGCACUCCACUCGUCAUGGAGACACCAAGCUUGCCAAACGCAUGGCUGUGCUCAUUUUCACUGACUUUAUAUGUAUGGCGCCAAUUUCCUUCUUCGCCAUCUCUGCAGCCCUGCGUAUGCCCCUCAUAACUGUGUCUCACUCAAAGAUCCUACUCAUCCUUUUCUAUCCCAUCAACUCCCUCUGCAACCCUUUCUUGUACACCAUCUUCACCAGGGCUUUCAGGAAGGAUGUGUGUGUGCUGCUGAGUCGCUGCAGCAGCUGCCACGCCAACGCCGACUUCUACAGGUCACAGAUUCUGGCUUCACACCUCACCUGUACCCAAAAAAAGUCCCCAGAAAACCUCACUCGCUUAGCUUCUAUACCCAUCACAUUAAGAGGAAAGGUUGCUUUCUAAACAAGGGAACUACAUGACCAUCAAUGUAUAGAAUGUUACUAGGAACAUAUUGGCAGCAUCUGCUGUCUUGCAAAAAAUGUGGCAUUUCUUCAAAAAUUUAGGUCAGGGUGACGAGAUUGUCAGUCUUGUACGUGGUCCAGGUUAUAUUACAAAAUGAGAAUUUCAUCAGUCAGGACCAAGAGACCUAAAAUUGAAGACAACAGGUGCUGCAUCCU